Molecule: messenger RNA, 4840 nt
Organism: Nyctereutes procyonoides (raccoon dog)
Lineage: Eukaryota; Metazoa; Chordata; Mammalia; Carnivora; Canidae
Gene: SNX19
Product: sorting nexin 19
Exons: 12
Coding region: 429-3428 (999 amino acids)
Cellular component (GO): intracellular membrane-bounded organelle; early endosome membrane
Molecular function (GO): phosphatidylinositol binding
Source: RefSeq, a predicted model, not a curated record
GCCGCCGGCCUCGGGGUCGGGAGCCGGGAGCCCCGCGCGGUCGCCGGGUCAGCCUGGCGGAGGCUCCCCCGAGGGCGCGGGGGACACCGUUGGGCCCCGCCCUUCCCGGCUCGCUCCCGGCGCGCCCCGGCGCUGUGUGACCCGGCCCUCGGCGACGUGGUGCGGAGGCUCCGGGACCCCGCGUUAUGAAGGCAGCACCGUCUGGGCGCCCGGCGGGAGCGAGGGGCACAGGCAGGGCCGCCUCUGUCUGUUUGCAGCGCCUGUAGGACGCCGAGGGCCCAGAGCCGCGCUGCCUGAGCCGCUCCCCGAUAUCCUGGUCUCCGCGCACAGCUCAGGUCCCGACCCCUGACUGACCCCUGACUCACCCGGAGUAGAAAGAGGCCAAUCGAUCCUCGGUGCCGUCCGUCCAUCCGUCCGUCCGUCCGGCCAUGCAGGCAGAGACCGUGUCCCCGCCGCGGGAGGCUCCGGCCCAGUCCAGCUGGAGCCUCCCCAGCCUGCUGAGCAGCCGGAAGCUGGUGGCCGCGGGGAUCGUGCUGGGCUGGCUCCUGGUCAUCCACUUGCUGGUGAACGUGUGGCUGCUGUGCGUCCUGUCUGCGCUGCUGGCGCUGCUGGGCGGGUGGCUGGGCUCGGACGCCGUGGUGGGGGCCUCGGGCCGACUGCACCUGGAGCGCUUCAUCCCGGUGGCCUCCUGCCCCGCGAGCCCCGAGGCCGAGAGGCAGCUGGAGCAGGAGAUCGAUCGCACCAUCCAGAUGAUUAUUCGGGACUUUGUGUCGUCCUGGUACCGCUCGGUGAGCCAGGAGCCGGCCUUUGAGGAGGAAAUGGAGGCCGCCAUGAGAGGGCUGGUCGGGGAGCUCCGGAGGAGGAUGGGCGUGGUGGACAGCCAGGCCCUUGCCCGCAGGGUGCUGACCCUGUGCGGCUGUCACCUGCAGAGCUAUAUUCAGGCCAAGGAAGCGGUGGCCGCGGAGCACAGUGGUACAGCCGAGCCCUCGCGGCUCUGGGAGGCCUACUGCCGAGCCACUGCCCCCCACCCCGCGGUGCAGAGCCCCAGCACCGAGGUGGCCUAUACGCGCGGCUUGGUGAGCGUGCUGCUUCAGGGACUGGUGCCCAAGCCGCACUUGGAGACGCGCACCGGCCGCCACGUGGUGGUGGAGCUCAUUACCUGCAAUGUAGUCUUGCCACUAAUCAGCAAGCUGUCGGAUCCCGACUGGAUCCACCUUGUCCUUGUGGGCGUCUUUUCCAAGGCCAGAAAUAAUCCAGCAUCGGUGGUUAAACCCACGUCCGCAGCUAGCGCCCUGGAAAAGCCCUCAGUGCCCACGUCUCUGCCGCUGAUAGUUGAGGUACAGAGUCUGCCAGAAGUGAGAGCCCCUUCUCCAGGCGCACCGCCGGUGCUGCUGAGCUGUAGUGAGCCAGACGGGCCUUCCCACCCCUCCCCAGACGUUGAAGAGGGCCACGAAGCCAUGGAGGGAGAACUGGGUGUGGUGACAGAAGAAAGAAAAGUAGGAAACAACUCCUCCCGUUUCUUACAGCCAGACAUUCGAGGCCCUUUGUUCCUAUGUGAAGACACAGAGCUGGAGUCUCCGCUGUGUGAACUGAGCAAAGAAACCAUCAUGCUCAUGACCCCAGGCAACUUCCUCUCUGACAGGAUCCAGGAUGCCCUGUGUGCCCUAGAGGGUCCCCAGUCCCUGGAGUCUAAGGAUGUCGAGGGAUCCGAAGGAAUCGAAGGAGCAGAGGCUGAGGAGGGUCCAGGAACAGAGACAGGGUUGCUGGUCUCCAUGCUGACUUCCUGCCCAGAGAUCCACAUUGACGCAGCAGACAAAGAAGGAGAACAAGGGGAUGUCACCUCUCUUACAGCUUUGCUGACAGAUCCAGAAAGGACCUGCCCCCCAUGCCCCUCGUGCUUAGAGAAGGAUCUCACCAAUGGCGUGAGCUCCGUAGACCCUAGUCUGCCACAGGUUCUGCUUUCUUCCUCUCCAACCGGUCCUCUCAGCUCAGCCACCUUCAGCUUUGAGCCCCUGACCAGUCCAGAUGGCCCGGUUGUCAUCCAGAACCUUCGUAUCACUGGUACCAUUACUGCUCGAGAGCACAGUGGCACUGGAUUCCACCCAUACACCCUCUACACGGUGAAGUAUGAAACAGCCCUGGACGGUGAGAACAACAGUGGCCUGCAGCAGGUGGCCUACCACACCGUGAACCGCCGCUACCGCGAGUUCCUGAAUCUACAGACUCGUCUGGAAGAGAAAUCAGAUCUGCGAAAAUUCAUCAAAAAUGUGAAAGGUCCUAAAAAGCUCUUUCCAGAUCUUCCAUUUGGAAACAUGGAUAGUGACAGAGUAGAAGCCCGUAAGAGCCUCCUGGAAUCCUUUCUAAAGCAACUCUGUGCCAUUCCAGAGAUCACUAACAGUGAGGAGAUGCAGGAGUUCCUUGCUCUGAACACAGAUGCUCGUAUUGCCUUUGUCAAGAAACCAUUCAUGGUGUCCAGAAUAGACAAGAUGGUGGUGAGUGCUAUUGUGGACACAUUGAAGACAGCAUUUCCGCGCUCCGAACCCCAGAGCCCCACAGAAGAGCUGAGUGAGGCUGAGACAGAAAGCAAGCCCCAGACAGAAGGCAAGAAGCCUAGCAAGUCUAGACUGAGGUUCUCCAGUAAGAUUGCUCCAGCACUGAAUAUAACUGAGGCACCUGAGAAGAUUCUCUAUUGUCUCCAGGAAGGCAAUGUGGAGUCAGAGAUCCUGUCCAUGUCUGGGAUGGAAUCCUUUAUUGAAAAACAGACAAAGUUAUUAGAAAUACAGCCAACAGAAGUCCCAGAAAAAGAGCCUGAACAAAGCCCCAAAGGCUGUGUGGAUGGUUAUGUGUCAGAUGCAGCUGUGCCAGCCCAAGACCUCAGCAAUAGUGCUCCAGGAGCAGAGACAGAGCUAGCUGACACAGCCCUAGAUCUGCUCCUCUUGCUGCUCAUGGAACAGUGGAGGUGGCUGUGUACAGAAAACAUGCAGAAAGUUCUUCAUCUUGUCUUUGGGACCUUAAUUCAGAGGUGGCUAGAGGUGCAGGUGGCUAAUCUAACGUGUCCACAGCGCUGGGUGCAGUACCUCCAACUUCUUCAGGAGUCCAUCUGGCCUGGUGGGGUUUUACCUAAGUAUCCACGGCCCGUAAGGACCCAGGAGCAGAAAGUGGCUGCUGAAAAACAGGCCUUGCAGAGCCUGAUGGGAAUCCUGCCAGAUAUUGUGGUAGAAAUCCUUGGGGUGAACAGAUGUCGACUGAGCUGGAGUCUAGUCUUGGAGUCACUACAGCAACCCCUCAUCAACAGGCAUUUGAUUUACUGCCUUUGGGACAUCAUCCUGGAAUUCUUGGAUCUCAGUGCCUCUGUUGAGGAGCCUACCGUAACCGCCUCUGCCUCAGAUACCCCAGGCAACCCCAAGAGAACGGGUGUCUCCCCUUAACCAUAGGUUAUUCGCCCAUUCUUGGAAGGCUGGGAGAGGAGAGUAGCUCUGCCAUCCCGCGACCAUCAGGAACCUGUGCCCUCUGCAGCUGGCCUGUAGCUCGGAAGGCCUGGGGUCCCCGGGGCACAGUUGUCCCCUGGCUCUACUCCAUAGAGCAGAUACCGUAGCAGGUGAUGGGGGAAGUAUGUACCAGUCGUAUCCAUAUACAUUUCCAUACUGUUUUUGUGGUGUUUGGAUUGUUGCUGGUGGGUAGAUCCUGGAAAAGGAAUCUGUGAGGUAGAAGAAUGAGCCCCUUUUGCCUCUCCUUUGCCCUCCUCCCUGAGGAUGUUUGCCAGGAGCCUGGCCCUGUGCAUGCACUUUCCUAAGCCACCAAUACACAAGCUGUAGAUAGACCCAAGAGAAAACUGAUAGCCAGAUUCCUUGGAGGAGUAGGCAAUUUUCUAGAGCUCUCUGUUCCCACCAGGCAACUGAAAUUCAUCCAGGACCACUCUUGAAAGCCAGAGCCCCACGCUCUGUCUCAUUUCCCAACAAUUCCAGAGGAGGGAGGGCAAACAUUUCUCAAGGGGCUUUUUGCUGAUUGGCUGUUUUCCAACACAUCAUGGAGGAUGUCACUGAAGGCUGCUUCCCCGGGUGGCUACACUUUUCCUGUUCAGAAGACUUCGGAGCGACUUCCAAAGCUUCUCAGUAGAUCCACCGCACUCUCCACACCCUUUCCUGAAAGAGAAAAUCUGCGUCACAGAUUUUAUGUAUUAGCUUUCCUCCCAGCCCGUCCCCAAGAGCAGUUGGUUUUGGUCUUUGUGACCUUCUCUGUCUUCCUUCAGCAGAAUCACAUGGCAAAUCGCUUAUUCAGCCCAGUGCUUCCAAAGGAAGGGACACAUGCUUCGUAGCUGGGAAUGCCCAAAGAGUAGGAAACCCAGGUGGCUGUGGGGCUUCUCUCCUCACCAGUCUCCAGCAGGGGACUUUUAACCUGAACCGAUAAUACUAGCAAACCUGCAAGGAGUUGCUCACCCACAAGAAGCUUUUUACUUCCUGUUCCUUAAGGAUCUGAUUAGUCUUUAAGAAAACUUAAAGAUGAAGGCAAAGGUGGUAUGUAUGUAAUAUCUUAGAAGAAUGGAACAGUUAGGAGAAAUUAUUGGUAGGGAGGCAGACAGAGUGACAAGGGAAGUGCUAUGCAUUAAAUGCAUGUGAGUAGCUAACAGAAGAGGUUUAAGGAGGUCCCGGGAGACCUGUGCCACCCUCAUCCCAUGAGCCUGCCUGUUAGUGCCCUGCUGUCACUGAAUUAUGGAUCCUCCCAUUUGGAGGGGGAUGUUGGGGUUAGACUGACGAGAAUGGGAAGGGUCUAGAAUGAGCAUCAAGUUCUCUUAGACUCUGAAGUAGAUGAUGUGCACACAAUUAAAGUGGUUAUGAGAGAA